AUGGAAAUCAUUACGGAGAGGUUCUACUUGAACCUUUUCCGUUCAUCAACUCCUAUGUCAAGCCUGAUCAUCCCCACCGGUGAAGCUCCACCACGGGUUCUCUCUUCGGAAGUACGAGUCGCUAUCAAGAGCAUGAAACCUGGCACAGCCCCCGGACCUGAUUUUAUAUCAACAGACUUUCUUCGGGCUGGUGGCCAUCUUCAUGUAAUCUUAGCAGCGCACAUGACAUCCUACCUUCAGAAAGAAAGGAUCCCAGACCAGUGGAACACCUCGCGAACCGUUCUUAUCCAUAAGAAAGGUGACCGAGAGGAUCUUCGGAACUACCGUCCGAUAUGCUUGCUGAGCGUGUUAUACAAAGUAUUCACCAAGAUCAUCCCCACGCGCAUAGCUGGGACGCUGGAUGAAGCCCAUCCUCAAGAACAAGCUAGAUUCCGUCAGGUGUUCAGCUGCUUGGACCACAUCCAGACCGUGUCGAGGGUCAUUGAGGUUUGCCGGGAAUACCGCCUGCCCCUUGUUCUAACUUUCGACUAUGAGAAAGUCUUUGACAGCGUAGAAACGAAUGCAUUUCUGUCAGCGCUGGUCGGUCAAGGUGUGGACGCGUCAUAUGUGGAUAUUAGCCAAUUGCUACGAUCGAUGCACGACUAG
Messenger RNA from Necator americanus (New World hookworm), 645 nucleotides. RefSeq lists its product as uncharacterized. The transcript has a single exon. The record is from RefSeq and is a predicted model, not a curated record. The coding region runs from base 1 to 645 and encodes 214 amino acids. NCBI's taxonomy places the organism in Eukaryota, Metazoa, Nematoda, Chromadorea, Rhabditida, Ancylostomatidae.